AUGUCGCAGUCCAAGGUCUCUUCAUGGCGGCCACUCAACGUCGAAUACGAGCAGGAGGCCGAAGAUGAGGUCGACGACACCCAGGAAAUCCAAAUCGAAGAAGCUCUCAAGCUCUACCAGACCGCCCUAAAGUACCAUUCCGAAGGACCCGAAUCUUUCGACAAGACUGCUGCAGCCUACCGCGAGCUGUUCGCAUCCGAGAUCUUCAAAUACAAUGAAUCCCUGUCUGAGUAUCAACGACAUGAGGCCUUUGGCGAGAGCUUGGUCUUCGACUCUAUACUAGAGGAAGAUUUCGAGGCAGGGCCUGCGCAAACCACCGGCGCGGCCGAUUCUGCUCCCAAUACCCUCCCGCAGAUAUUACAUCUAUCGUACAAGAAUCAUGGCCAGUUUCUGCUCGAGUCGAUGCAGUACUGGGUCAGCCAGCAUGGCGCCAUACCGCAAAUGGAGGGCUGGAACAACAUUCGCGGAGCCUUGAACUACUUUUCAGAAGCUCUGGACAAGGAAGAUACGGACCUGGACCUGUGGCUACGCGCUGCGUCGGUCUCUGCGAUGCUCGGCAGCAAGCGCUUGACGCGUUACUGCUUGGAAGCCGUCCUGGACGGAAAUGAUGAGCUGUGGGAAAAUCUCCUGCGGCUCCCCGGACUGGAAGAGGGCUUCGCUGGCCACCAACUACGCGAGCUCGUGGAGCGCUUGGAAGACAACGUAUCCCUGAUGCAGGCGCCACUGUCUUCAAUGAAGCGCAAGAAGCUGUCCGACACGAUCAAGAAACGCUUGAAUCCCUUCUCAUUCGCGCCUCUUCCAGCCGAUGUCGCCCAUGCCGAUGUGCGACCGAUGCUCACCCAACCGGCUCAGCGCGUCGUGUUGACUCCAACGAAGUGGGACUGGGCAGGUUUGGGUGAAACUAUCUUGCAGCAGUUCAUGGCAGAGUCUCAGGGCAUAGCCACCAACAUGGCUUCGGGAUCGAGCAUAAAUUUCAAUAUCCCGCCAGAUGAUCUGACACCUGAACCUAUCGAGCUGGAGCCAGCAGCGGCGGUAAUCACCCCGUCCUCACUCCUUGAGGCUGCAGAAGGGGUAGAAGUUGCUGGUGCAGUAGAUGUGGCAGCCAAACGGGAGAAGUCAGCGGAAGACGACAUCGACAAGAGCAUCGUGCAGGCACAGGAGGGUGCACCCGAGACUAAAGAUGCGGCAUCUUCGUCUGCCAUCGCACUGGACGCCGUGCCGGCUCCAUCGCGAAAGCGCUCCACCGAUUCUGCUGGCCUGCCCGAGACUGCUGAUGGCGCUCGCUCUAGAAGUAAACGUAUCCGAGCUCGUGACACAAUCACUGAACCAAGUGCUGGAGGUGAUGCUGUCGCGCAGGAGGCGAACAAGCAGCUGGACGAGCAGCUCGAGCAAUACACUCACGCUGACCAAUGCCUGUACGAGAUCGUUAAGGACAUCUACGCACGGUUAGGCGUCGAGGACGUUCAGGAUCCUACCAACUUGCGGGGUCUCCUUGCAAAUCUUCCGCCGCCUCCAUCAUGCAGUGCGUUUGACAAAGCAGCCUGCGACAUGUUCUCGGCCCUUCAAAGUGGAAACGGCAAAGCAGCACAGAUUUUGCUCAGCAACGAAUCCUUCGAUCUAGUCGGAGUCACGCGUGAGGCCGGUCUGAAUGCCUUCCUCGGCUAUGCAAAAGCUGGCACCGGUCAGACUUCCAGUAAACCGCCUCUAGAGAAUCAAAAGCUAGGGACGUUCGCUCGCAUCGUGAACGAAGGGUGGCUUUCUACCAAAGAAGUAGCAUUCGCCUGGGUAGAAUUUCUCCUCUCUUGCGACCGAUUUCCAGCGCAAGAAGUCGAAGACCAUAAAGUGGCUCCAUCGAGCUACAUGCAGUUCAAAUGGAGUGACGAACUGAAACGUAAUUUAGUUCAGAUCAUUGUGAACUUGGAUGAUUACAUACACGAAUGUAUGCUAGAGCGGAUCGCCAGCCUCAAUACCCGCAUACUCGCGGAAGAACAUCAGUCUUGCACAUACAAUUUCACAACUUUCGAUGAGUCGCAGGCCGAGAUUAUAGAAACUCUAUUCGAACUGCAUCUGGACAUCUACUCCCUGAUCAAGCACCCUCACAGUCAGGUUGACAGUGCAACUCAGAUCCUGCAGAGCGAUCGUUUAGAGCGGUGGUCAACACUUGCACGAGAGAUUGUGCAACUCCGUUCUGCAUGCCGCUCCAACUUGAACAUGGAUGAUCUCAACAUGCGACACAUCUGGGCUUCGGUGUUCCAAAUGAGCGUCAACGAUGACAUACCUCCGGAGCACGUUGUCUCCGCUAUUGCGGAGCUGAAGGCCAUCCUUGACGCGCAAGGUGAUCGUACGAUCCAAGUCCAAAACAACGCGAUCAUGCCGGAGAUGUGUAUCGCCGCGGUAGAACGCGAAUUAGUCCGUAUCAGCAUGAAAGACUUUUUCCUGAAAGUCUUCGACCAUGAUGAGAAAGAUCCUGUGACUGUUAUUGAAAGCUUGGAGCCGAUACUGGAGGAAAACCACGAGCAGAACACGCCAGCGGAGGCUACAACCGAGUCCAAUGAUCCAGAUGGUGAUGCAGCAAGCUCCUCGACUUUAAGCAAUGGCACAAACGAGCAGACGGCAGUGCUGACUGAUCAGCCUUCGCCUAUCGUUGAAAUGCGGAAGUUUCUGGAUGCAGCCAACGUGAAUGUACGUGUGUCGCUGUGGCACCGGCUGCGGGAAGCAUACGAAGCGAUAGAGUACUCACCAAAGGUCUUAUCGUGUUAUCUGCGAAUCAUUGAAACCUUCGUGACGGAUUUCAAAUCGACCAACUUCCAGGAGCUAUCGGAUGUCGAGCGGCAGGUCAAGCUUUUGACACGAUUUCGCGUUAUCGAUGACCUGAUUACAAAAACUCUACAGAUCAUCAAAGACGACAAGUCUGCAUUUGAUUGUCUCUCCUAUGAGCAUGUGCAGUCCUCGAUGGCCUCUAUCGUGCAGCUCUUGCAUAUUCUGUCUGCCGCAGACAUGUUCAGAGACAUGAUCCGUAUUGGCCAUGUUGCGAUGCCCCGGGUUGAAGCUCUUCCUGCCCAGGCCUUUGUGAACAUGUCAACCAAACUGGACGAUAUGCACAUUCGACUCUGGAUGGUGCAGUAUCACCUGCUCAAAGAAGCAUUGUCACAGAAUGCCGAGAACUUCCCUACUCCUUCAGAGGACUUGUUCGAAUUCUUGAGACAUGUACACCACGCCACUGGCGUUCGCCGCUUUUGCCAUCAGUCCAGCCGUCAUUUCUUACGUCUCGCAAAAGACGAGAUGCUCCGUCUUGACGAUGUCAUCGAUGCGAAUAGCCGCGAUACAGAGCUCUGCCAGGUGCUGCACGAUCUGUACGGUCUCAAACUAUUCAUUGAGCCUCUCGAGUGCCAAGAUUUUUCCUCCACUCCGGACAUCCUCGACAAGAAGACUGCAUUCGGCAUCUUGCCCUUCGUCAUGUCACAGGUUAAGAAAGUGGAUCUCAAGGAUCUACCAAAGACCGAGCUCAGAGGCACAAUCGACAAGGUUCACGCGGCUCUUGGUAGACCCAAGCAACACAAAGACCUAUCUUUUAACCACAAGCUCAUCACAGCCUGGUUCAAAUCACCAAUUCAUCCAGCCUCCUUGCUUAAUUGUUUGAAAGGCGUUGGCUCGCUUUCUGCAAAGCAUGUUCCAGCUGAAGAAGCUGUGGCUGCAUCGAUGGGCUGGUAUUAUCUCAUGGGCGACAUCAGCCUGAGCAAGUUUCGUUCGCAGAAGCGAAUGACGCAAGGUCCAACUGAAGACCUCAGCUAUGCGCAAGCAUUUUUUAUUCAAGACCUCGAGUAUUCUACCGAUCGCUGGGAAACAUGGUACCGUCUUGCACAGGUCAACGAUCUGCAGCUCGAAGAGGUAGUCUCGUGGACUGCAGACAAGAUCAAUAGUGGUAGUAUCGAAUUGAUCAACCACCAGCGUGGCGCCAUCAACUGCUAUACUAUGGCAGUAGCAUGUGCCGUCCGCGAGGCCGAUGCCCAAUCUCAAAGCCGAGUUGGGCAAAUGUAUACCGAGUUUGCAAACCGCAUGUAUGCCUCAUCUCGGGAGCCUUUCAGUAUGGAAGCAUUCCAAUUCAGGGAAAACGAAAAGAAGUUCUGCAAUCCGCAGUACCAGACUGGGGUGAUAAAAGAGCCCAUGUUUCAACCCCUGUAUUUGUACACCGCCUGGAAAAUUGCGAAUACACUUUACAAGCGAGCGAUCCAGGAAAACCCCAACAAGUGGUGGAACUACUACAUGCUUGGAAAAUGUAGUUGGAAGAUGUGGAGUACAAACGAGGACGACAAGAACUACACGGCCGCCAUUGGGGCGCCUCCCUCUACCAAUCGCGUGCAGCCAACAUGGGUCUCAGUCACCGACGCCAUCAUCAACGCUAUUGACACAUUGCCCAACAAGAAGGGACGUAGCAGUGAGCCUAUUCUGGAACCGCACUAUAAGCUUGUCUCCAUUGCACACAAGCUCUUUCAAAAACGAGCAAUCGACCAUGUGAAAGGGGUAGAGCUGUUAUCACACACGUCCUUUUCGAAGAAUGUCGCUCCACCUGAGAACGCAGAGGGUUGGGAGCGCUACAUCCUUGCAGUACUGAAGUCCUUGCGCUCAGCCGACAAAUCGAGCUGGCACCAUCGCAUUAUAUCUCGAUCAGCACAUAUUAUCUUCGACGAAGGCAAAGAUAGCAUGAUGGCCCAUGGCGCAAAGCACGAGCUGACGCAGCAGAUGUUCACUAAGACAAUGGCCGUACAAGUUUGGAAGCCCGAAAACGAGCGACCUGGCAGGCAUUUCGUGUAUACUACCCGCUACACCAGAUUCUUCGUUGACCUUCUAGACUUGACGGGAGACAAGGCCAACUUCGAAGCUCUAGCGAAGCGAGUGCGGAGGAAGACUGCUGACUUUUUCGAACACUCAAAACUGUGGCAAGAUCUGUGUAUGCGGUACCUGAAGAUGCUGCGAAAGUUGGGUAACAUUCCUGAGGGCCAGGAAGACUCUGCGUUCAAGUCGGUCAACCAGGAGGAGUUUAACACCCUCGCUUUACGGAUGGAGGCUUGGUGCCAGAACCCGCUCACCCAACAUCCAGUGUUGGACAUUCUGCGCGACGCCAUCGAACUCAAGCGCCUCAAUAACGGCCUCAUGAAGCCACUACAGAUCGAUGAUCUCAUUGGGGAUACUUACGCACUGUUGUAUACGACUAUUGGCCCCAGCCUACCACCUCUGCCGUCAGAGCAACAGCAACAACAACUUGUGCCAUCCACGCAGCCUUUCAUCGCACAACACGGCGGUGCUUUACCGAUAUCAUCAUUGAUGCAAGUACAGGUAGACGGGGCUGGGGAUCGCACGAACCAGACUCCAUUCGCAAUCUAUCAUCCGAGCCAGCUUCUAGGUCCACAAAUGCAGGCUCCACAACCCGAGCCAGUCGUGAAGCCACGAGCAAAGGCUGUCGGACGCAGAGAGAUUGGUCGCAGGGCAGAGGCAUGUGUACAGAAACCCGUCACCAGCGCUGCUGCCUCUCAAUCCACUGCUAUGCCCAUUCGGUCGCCGCCUCCUCUCAACGCCACUAUACCCACCUUCUCCCCACGCAACUUGUCGCCAGACAAGUCAGCCCAGCCGACUACAACUCCAGCUGAGCAACCCGACCUCUCUUUCGACCAAAGCGGCUCGGCCACCGCAGCAGCAAGCGUCAACAACGACGACCAAGAGCCCGAGGUCAGCGCUCCACCCUCUGCCCACUACGACGACGCAGACGAUGAGUCCGAACUCAGUGAGCUCGACGAAGAGGAAGUCCAAGAAAUCGAGCAAGAAAUUAUAGCGCCCCGACGCUCAGUAUCCAUCGCGGCAAAACCCAUGUUCCCAAACCUGUUCGCCGAGCGCAAGAGCACCGAGAAACAGGCUGAAGGCAAUGAUGUCAGCGAUACUAUCCACGUCCAGCGACCUGGUGCGAAAGGCAAGGAAGCUGGGAAUGGAGACAAGAUGGAUGUAGAAUAG
Messenger RNA from Parastagonospora nodorum SN15, 6003 nucleotides. RefSeq lists its product as hypothetical. Bases 1 to 6003 code for a protein of 2000 amino acids. Lineage: Eukaryota; Fungi; Ascomycota; Dothideomycetes; Pleosporales; Phaeosphaeriaceae. The record is from RefSeq and is a predicted model, not a curated record. Gene Ontology annotation, cellular component: HIR complex; nucleus. The transcript has a single exon. Gene Ontology annotation, biological process: chromatin organization. Gene Ontology annotation, molecular function: nucleosome binding.